UUUUUUGAGCAACAUAUCAAUCUUUUCUUCUCCACUUAUAAGACCAUAAAUAAAUAAGUCCCUUAACGUUUAUUCGUUUAUAUAUCUACUAAAGAACCUUUAUUUCAUUUCCAUUACUAUAUCUAUACAUAAAUGGCAAUGGGAUGCAUCACAGCUCUCCCUCAAAGAUUCAGUGAAAACAAAACCAAAGAGGAUCCUUCAAUCUUCGAUGCAAAUUUCCUGAACCAGCAGUCUAACCACAUACCUCAACAGUUCGUAUGGCCCGACCACGAGAAACCUUCCUCGGAUGUUCAACCUCUCCAAGUCCCUCUCAUAGACCUCGACGGUUUCCUCUCUGGUGACCCGUUCUUAGUCUCGGAGGCUACUAGACUCGUCUCUGAGGCUUCAAAGAAACAUGGUUUCUUCCUAGUCACUAACCAUGGCGUCGAUGACACGCUCUUGUCUCGUGCCCAUCUAUCCAUGGACUCUUUCUUUAAGGCACCCGCUUCUGAGAAACAGAAGGCCAAGAGGACGUGGGGCGAGAGCUCCGGUUACGCUAGUAGCUUCGUUGGGAGAUACUCCUCUAAGCUCCCGUGGAAGGAAACGCUGUCGUUUAAGUUCUCUCCCGAGGAGAAGUGCCAUUCCCAAAACAUCAAAGACUUUGUUUCUGAAAAAAUGGGAGAUGAAUAUGAAGAUUUCGGAAAGGUUUAUCAAGAAUACGCUGAGGCCAUGAACAUUCUCUCACUAAAGAUCAUGGAGCUUCUUGGAAUGAGUCUUGGGAUCGAGAGGGGACAUUUUAGAGACUUUUUUGAAGACAGCGAGUCGAUAUUACGGUUGAAUUACUACCCGCAGUGCAAGCAACCGGAGCUUGCAUUAGGGACAGGACCUCACUGCGACCCAACAUCUCUAACAAUACUUCAUCAAGACCAAGUCGAUGGUCUUCAAGUUUUCGUGGACAACAAAUGGCAAUCCAUUCCUCCUAACCCUCAAUCAGUCGUGGUCAAUAUAGGCGACACCUUCAUGGCUUUAACGAAUGGUAUAUACAAGAGUUGUUUACAUCGAGCGGUGGUGAACAGCGAGAAGGCUAGGAAGACGUUUGCAUUCUUCCUAUGCCCGAAAGGAGACAAAAUAGUGAAGCCACCAGAAGAACUAGUAAGAAUGAUGUCUGGUGAAAGAGAGUAUCCUGAUUUUACAUGGUCUAUGUUUCUUGAGUUCACACAAAAGCAUUAUAGAUCAGACAUGAACACUCUUGAAGAGUUCUCAAAUUGGCUUAAGAACAGAAGAAGUUUCUAAAACAAGGAGACAAUGAUGUGGUCCAUAAGUUGACUUGUAGAUUUUCUCAAGAGACAGGAGAUAUCACUCAGAUAAGGAGCCUUUUGUCUUUUGCUUUGAUUAUUUAUUAUCUUGUUUAUGGUGGUUGGUGUAAGAUAAAAUUUGCAUAUAAAUAAAUAUAUGUACUUCAUUGGUGA
Brassica napus (rape) is the source of this 1448-nucleotide messenger RNA. RefSeq names its product gibberellin 20 oxidase 3. Gene Ontology annotation, biological process: gibberellin biosynthetic process; flower development; response to light stimulus. NCBI's taxonomy places the organism in Eukaryota, Viridiplantae, Streptophyta, Magnoliopsida, Brassicales, Brassicaceae. Gene Ontology annotation, molecular function: gibberellin 20-oxidase activity. The transcript has 3 exons. The record is from RefSeq and is a predicted model, not a curated record. Bases 133 to 1272 code for a protein of 379 amino acids.